This is a messenger RNA of Brassica rapa (field mustard), 1388 nucleotides long. RefSeq lists its product as uncharacterized. The record is from RefSeq and is a predicted model, not a curated record. Lineage: Eukaryota; Viridiplantae; Streptophyta; Magnoliopsida; Brassicales; Brassicaceae.
UAUUCUUUAUUCUCUAAACUUCCAAGCCGACCGACUUGCAAAAAGAGCUCGGACUCGAAGAUUCUCAUUUUUCCAUGUAAUUUUUUGUGAGGCCAUUCUCUCGGUAACUUCUUAAUAAGAUAUGAAGCUUUCGAUGUCAAAAAACGAAAAAUCCAUAGCCACUGUUAGCAUUCUUUAGUUUGAACAGGCAUUACGCUUCAGGUAGUUGAUUGAUUGUCAGAUCAGAAGAAAAGAAAGCAAGUUCCGACAUUUGAACACCCAACCAAAAUGAUUUGAAUUGAUUCUGGAAAUCAUAUUUAGUAGAAUCAUCGUAAAAUGCAAACCAUUUUAUGUCGGGUCGGUUUCUAAAACAUGAGUGAAAAUCAAAACGGGACCCACACACGCGCCGCUUCUUACUUAUGUGUCACUUUUUCAUCGCCAAAGCAAUUUAUCAAAGUUUUUUUUUUUUUUUGGUUUCCCAUCACUCUCUCUCUCUCUCUCUCUCUCUCUCUCUCUCUCUCUCUCUCUCUGCGCUUACGCCGGCAUUUUCUCCGUUAAUCGCUUCGUCGUCUCUCAGAUCCGCCAGAUGUUAUUUGCAGCAGAAGGAGGAGGAUUCUUCUCUUCAUCAGCUUCCGGGUAUAGCAACGGUCUAGCCCUUCUUCUACUUGGCCAUAAGAAUGACCAAAAACCUGUGAGGGUAUCACCUUGGAGCCAUUACCAUUUGGUAGCCCAAGAAACUGACACCAAGUUUCACUCGGAUUCAUCUAAGAAUUGGCUCUCACGUCGCUGCACUUCCCUUACAUGCUUUGGUCGCAAAUCUGAUAGUCAGCCACAAGAAUUUCCUUCUUCUGACAGCGAGGGGAAGAAGGAUCAUGCACCACCACCCAGUGUUGACUAUAACUGUGAAGUCAGUAAUAGGUUUGCACUUAAGAGCAGCUUGAAGAAAAGAUCAUCAUUUAGUGAUGCUUUUCUCGCUGAUGGUGAUGAUGUGAGUAGUAGAGACGGCGUGUUGGAUCAUGCUGACAGAAGGAAAGUUCAGUGGCCUGACACCUGUGGAAUUGAGAUUGCUGAGGUCAAAGAGUUUGAGCCUAGAUUAGGGAAUAACCAAUCUUCCAUAAAAAGCAGAUGCAUCUCGUUUAGGGAAACAACUGACUUCAUGAUUGAUAGUAAUAACACUCUAAAUCAUGAAUACGCUGCAGUUUAAUAAAACAUGAAAAUAUAUUCAACUUAUUUGUUCUUGAACUCAGAGUUUCCCUUACGUAGUAGACUAGUAGUAUUUUUAUACACAAUGGUUUGUCUUCUUCUAUAGAAGUUGCGUUGUAGACUUGUAGUUGUGCAAUCAUUCAGGCUGUCUUUCUUUUCUUGUUGUCAUACCAAGAACCAAUAUGUUGAAAACAUUUUUGCUAUGA